CUCGGAAGGCAAGAGCUGCUAACCUGUACGAGCUUCCAUCGCUCGAGGAGCUGUGGAUGAAGGAGUGCCGCCCUUACUCGUCCACCGCCAAGGCCAACGAAUGUGGCAAGGGCAAGGGCGUGAACGACCCGAGGAAGGAUUUGCAGGACAAGGAGGCUUACGUGGCAAAUCUCAAGACGAUGGCCAUGCGCGGGUCCAGCCUCUACACGGGAUACGCGAUUGUGGGCGGGGGUGCGUCUCAAGCUGCUAGCUAUACGGAGAAGCUCAGCAAGUCCUGCAAGGAGUACUUUGAGUCCAAGGGGCAGGCGGAUGAGGAGGUUGCAGCGGCAAUGGAGGGCGUAAGGGGUAGGUCCACCCAAUGCACCCACUUGCAGUACGUACUGGAGGCGGGGCUCUUGUACAGCAAGGACGGGCAGGGACAGUACCCUAUCGACUUGCUGAACAAGUGCCCUAUCAAGGGCAAUGCUGGUAGGGCCGCCGCGAGGAUUCGGCAGUCCAUGUACUUGCAGUACGCUGGGCGCCUUGGCGCGCUGUGCAAGAAGGAUGCUCCAAUCGCACCGUUGGGGCUGCUACUGGCGGUGGGAGCUUCAUCCUCGUACAGGGAAGCUGGGGAGCUUAUCAACCAGUACCGGGCGGCUAGGAAAUCUGGCAAUCCGCCCGCUCGGCCAGUGGUGGCAUUGGCGCGGCGCUUCUUUGGCAUCGCGCCGGAGCCUCCGUCCGUCAACACUAUCCCCAACACGGCUGGUGGCGUAGGCGUUCGGAUUGAGGUCGACGGAGGUGGCGGUGCUGCUGGUGGCGCCACAGGCGGUGCCGCAGGGGGUGCUGGAGGUGCUGGUGAGGGAGUGGCCGCGCCCUUGGAUCAAGGUGCGGCCCAGCCUGGUGCGGCGGCCACCACAGCGCACAGCGACAAAGAGGAGGAGCCGGAUCUGGCGCUGAUUAACUUGGAUGUCUUUGGUGUCGAGCCGCCAGUGCAGCAGCGUGCGCCACGGGGUCGGCAGCGGGCGUCUGGUCUGGAUGACGACCUCGGAGCCCGUGGUGGCAGGAAGAAGCAGCGGACCGGGGCUGCUAAGGUGGCGAAGAGCGGUCGUGGUGGUGGUAGCGGGAGGGGAGAAGUUGGCAGUGGAAGAGGGCGUGGGCGGGGCGGCAGGGGCGGGGGGAGGGUGGCGGCAGUGGUUGAGUCGGAAGAAGAGGAGGAUGGGGGUGACGAGGAAAUGGAGGACGACGAGGAGGCAAGCGGGGAGUCUACUGGGGAGGGGCAGGAGGAUGACGUGAGUGUCCGGGAUACAUCGGAUGACAGCAGCAGCAGCAGCGGCGGUGGAAGCAGUGGCAGCAGCGGCGAACGGGCGGGCGGAAACCGGCAGCAGGACCGUAGGCAGCAGGAACUAGAGCAGCAGCAGCAGCGGGGUAAGAAGCAGCAGGCAGCAGUUGGGGCGGCAAAGGUGCCCAAGGCAGGAACUGGGUCGAGUGGCCAGUCUCGGCGUGUGCGGGCUAACCGCUAGAUAGAGGCAGACUGGGAGUAGGUUGUUUGCAAUGGGCAUAGAGUAGCUGUGAGUGGAAACAUGGUUCGUAGAUAGGUGAUCCAAAGUUGGGUUGGGUUGGCUUCACGUGGUGUACCUUUUGUAUUGGUUUGGCCGUGAUUGCUUGGAUGAUUUAUUAUUAUAAGCUUGGAUGACUUGAUAGCACAAACCUGAUACCCAUGACCAUACUUCUUAUCUACCUGCAAUUUUUGACGUGCAUGAUCCUAUUUCGUUGCAGGGGCGUUGGAGUAGGUUAGUUCAGGGACUGUAGGCAAGAUGUUUGAUAUAGAUAGGCAAUGGAGUAGAUAUUGGACUAUGGUAAGCUAGCUUAUGGAUUGCAUUGGGGGCGUGGGGCUUCCAGGGGCGUGGUCCCUUCGUAUAAUGGUGGUGAGCAUUCGUAAAAAGGAG
Astrephomene gubernaculifera is the source of this 1925-nucleotide messenger RNA. NCBI's taxonomy places the organism in Eukaryota, Viridiplantae, Chlorophyta, Chlorophyceae, Chlamydomonadales, Astrephomenaceae. The record is from the annotation of a GenBank genome assembly.